Molecule: messenger RNA, 1037 nt
Organism: Castor canadensis (American beaver)
Lineage: Eukaryota; Metazoa; Chordata; Mammalia; Rodentia; Castoridae
Product: CD48 antigen-like
Cellular component (GO): membrane
Source: RefSeq, a predicted model, not a curated record
AUGAUAUACACAAGCCAACAUGAUGCUGGUGGACUGGGGGAGUUGCUCAGUGGUGAGCAAGCCCAGCAUGGGCAAAGCCCUGUGUUCCUCCCCAACACUGCAGAAAAAGGAAAAGAAAAGAAAAGUAUUUACAGUUCUUUAGCCAAGAGUUCUGGAGCUCAUGAUUCUGUAGUUAAGGAUCCUGGAACCACCAUUCAUCUGAAGGGGAUCCGAGGAGGUUCAGUCCUGUUCCAUGUGACCAAGGAGACAGCAGAAGCUGAUGUGCAGGAGAUCACUUGGAGCUUUGGUCCUGGCUCAGACUACAGCAUCAUGCUAAAAAUGCACCGUGGGUCAGAGACCCCGGAUUGGGUCAGCCUGCAGGACAAGUACAAACAGAGGGUCCAUGUGCCCAACAUGACAUCGCUGAGGAUUGAGAACUUGAUCUUACAGGACAGUGGGCCAUACAAGGCUCAGAUUACAUUAACUAAUGGAAAAGGAUCUGACCAAUUUUUUCACCUCAAUAUUUAUGAACCUGUGCCCCCUCCUCAGAUCCAGAACAACUCAAUAUCAAUCACUCCUGACUGGUGCAAUGUCACCCUGGAAUGUAAUGUCACAGGGACCUCAGAGCACCUGAAUGUGACCUGGAAGAGCAAGGGUCUUCCCAGGGAGCUGGAGCAGAGAGGGACACCAGGACCAGCUCCCAACCCCUGGACAUUAACUGUGAGGCUGCCCCACAGCCAUCUGCAUGCCAGCCUCACCUGUGUGGUCAGCAACUAUGUGGACCAGAAAAAUGCCACCUUAGAGCUUGGCAACAUUUGUGCCCAAGGUGAGUGCCACCUGCUGGAGGGGAGGGGCAACAUGGAGCUAAGGUAGCACAGGAGACUGAGGUCUCUGGGCUUUUCUCCCUGCCAUGUUUAAUGGCACCACCACGUUCACCUGAUCACCCGAUGUAGAAGUUCUGGAGGUACAUCCAUCUCACACUGGCCUUUAAAUGUCCCUCUCAAGUCCAUACCAUUCCCUGCUGGUCCAGAUAGUAGCCUUCUAGAACCUGCCUUAUU